CCAAAACUGAUAGGAAUGGCUAUGAUAUCUUGUUCUUACGCUCAAGGAUGGACCUAUGAUGUUUUCCUGAGUUUCAGGGGCACGGACACCAGAAGAAGUUUCACCGGCUUUCUUUAUCAUGCUCUGCGUCAGAAGGGGAUUAACGCAUUCAUAGAUGAUGAGGAGCUUAAGAGAGGGAAAGAAAUUUCUCCAUCUCUUCUGAAAGCAAUUGAAGAGUCAAGGAUUUCUAUUAUUGUAUUCUCUGAAAACUAUGCAUCUUCCACAUGGUGUCUGGAGGAGCUUGUUAAGAUCCUUGAUUGCAUGAAGGUCAAGGGGCAAUUGGUUUUGCCAGUUUUUCACCACGUAGAUCCCUCAGUGGUACGCCAUCAAAAGGGAAGUUUUGGCAUAGCCAUGGCCAAGCAUGGAGAUAGGUUCAAGAAUAAUACGAAGAAGGUGCAGAAGUGGAAGUUGGCUUUGUCUGAAGCAGCUAACUUGUCUGGUUGGAGCUUAGAAAACGGGUAUGAAUUUGAGAUUAUUCAAAGGAUUGUUGAAGAGGUCUCUGGUAAAUUAAAUCACACCCUUAUGCACAUUGCCGAAUAUCCAGUUGGACUAGAAACUUGUUUAUCAGAAGUGAAAUCACUUUUGCAUAUGGAGCCAGGUGAACAAAUUCGAAUGAUAGGAAUCUAUGGAUUUGGAGGUAUAGGAAAAACAACAAUUGCUAGAGCUCUAUUUAACUUGAUUGCCAAUGAAUUUGAUGCUGCAUGUUUCCUUGCUGAUAUUAGAGAAAGUUCAAAUCAACCAAAAGGCUUAGCACAGCUCCAAGAAGCACUUCUUUUUGAUUUGGUUGGAGACAAGAACAUUAAGCUAGGAAAUAUUUACAAAGGAAUCCCCAUUUUGAAGAAAAGAUUGUGUUGCAAAAAAGUUCUUUUGAUUCUUGAUGAUGUUGACAAAUUAGAGCAGCUACAAGCUUUAGCAGGAGGACAUGAUUGGUUUGGUUCUGGUAGUGUAAUUGUGAUCACAACAAGAGAUAAACACUUACUAGCUACUCAUCAAGUUGAAAAAACAUACGAGGUAAAGAAGCUACAUCAUGAUGAAGCAUUUGAACUGUUCACUUGGAAUGCCUUCAAAAGAAAAUCCCCGGAUUCAGGUUAUUUUGAGAUUUCACACCGUGUGGCGCUAUAUGCCGAAGGGCUUCCAUUGGCUUUGAAAGUAAUGGGUUCAAAUUUGUAUGGUAAAACAGUGGAUGAGUGGCAAGAUGCAUUGGACAAAUAUGAAAAGAUUCCCAACAAAGAGGUUCAGAAUGUACUCAGAGUAACCUAUGAUAAUUUGGAGGAGAAUGAGAGAGAAAUUUUCCUAGACAUUGCAUGCUUCUUCAAAGGGGAGACAGUAGAAUAUGUUGAAAAGACGCUAAAAGCUUGUGGUUUCUAUCCAAAAAUUGGUAUCGGUGUCCUAAUUGAUAGAUCUCUUGUAACUAUUGAUCGGUAUAACAAAUUAAGAAUGCAUGAUCUAAUACAAGACAUGGGAAGGGAAGUUGUAAGAGAAGAUUCUCCAUUAGAGCCUGGAAAUCGAAGUAGAAUUUGGCACCCUGAAGAUGUUUAUGAAGUACUUACUCAAAAUACUGGAUCAAGGAAAAUUCAAGGCAUGAUGGUGGACCUCCCAGAUCAUUAUAUGGUACACUUGACAGCAAGCACCUUUAAAAGGAUGAGAAAUAUGAAAAUUUUUAUAGUUAAGAACGCACACAUUUUUGGGAGCCCUCAACAUCUUCCAAACAAUUUAAGAUUGCUUGAUUGGAUGGAAUACCCCUCCUCAUCAUUACCAUCUAAUUUUCGUCCAAAGAAACUUGUUGGACUCAACUUAUCUCGUAGUUGUUUUGCCAUGCAGGAGCCAUUCAGGUAUUUUGAUUCUUUGACAUCUAUGGAUUUGAGCCACUGCGAUCACUUAACAAAACUUCCUGACAUUUCUGGAGUUCCAAAUUUGACAGAAUUAAAUCUUGAUUAUUGUGCAAAUUUAGAAGAGGUUGAUGAUUCUGUUGGAUUUCUUGAUAAACUUGUCGAGUUGAGGGCUUCUGGAUGCACCAAACUAAGGGCAUUUCCACGUGCCAUUAGGUUGCCAUCACUCAAAAGUCUGAUCCUUAUAUGGUGUUCAAGCAUUCAAAGAUUCCCAGAUAUCUUAGGAAAAAUGGACAAUCUCGUAUCCAUUUCUAUUGAAAGUAGUGGCAUAGAAGAAUUACCAGCUUCCAUUGGAAACCUUAUUGGACUUCAGGAACUAUGCAUGACAUCUUGCUUAGGUCUCAAGGAACUACCAGAAAGCCUUGACAUGCUACAAAAUCUAAGAAACCUUAACAUAGAGGGUUGUCCACAACUUCGAAAUUUUUUGAAGAAAUUGAAAGACAUGGGACAGCAUACCCCUACCUUCCAUAAUGUUGAUUCAUUGAAUCUAGAAAAUUGUGGCCUAUUGGAUGAAGAUCUUCCCAUAAUUUUACACUCUUUUCCAAAGUUGACUUCACUAGACCUUUCAGGGAACAAAUUUGAAAUGCUUUCAUCCUGCAUACAGGAGUUUCUUUACUUGCAAUUACUUCACUUAAACAGUUGCAAGUUUCUCCAAGAAAUUCCAACCUUACCUCCCAAUUUACGAUUCAUUGAUGCAAGUAAUUGCACAUCAUUGAAUAGAGAGUCGUCAAGUUCAUUAUUGAGUCAGGAUACCUUUCAGGAAAGGGAGUUACAUGUUAUUGUGCCUGGAGCAAGCAUUCCGACAUGGUUUGAUCUCUGCAGCAAAGAAGAAUAUAUGACAUUUUGGGUUCGUGAGAAAUUUCCAGUGAUUGCCCUAUGUUAUGUUUUUGCAGUAGAGGGUGAAAUGAAGAAGGAGGGUUUCAGUUGCGAAGUUCGCUUUUUCAUUAAUGGUGAAGAAUUGUUUGAAUUGGAAAUACCAACAAGCUUCGCAAAAAUGGUGACAGAUCAUGUUUGGCUAUUUGAUUUGCGAACGCUGCCUCCCUUCCAGGGGAAAGCGUUUGAUUCUUAUUUGGAUGAUAACUGGAAUCAGGUGGAGAUUUCUUGUGAAAAAAUGUCUGAAGUUCCAAGUGUAACUGUGAGUUGGUGUGGGAUACAUGUAAUCCAACAAGAAGAAAAUGCGAUCAGAUUCACAGACCCCUAUUUGGAUUCUGAUUCUGUCACAGAAUCUGAUAACAAAGAGACUGAACUGAAGAAGCUCACUAGUAAUAACAAGUCAGUGGAAGAUUUUCAAGUCUUCAAAGAUAAUUGUCACAAUGUGAAUGAUAACUGGGAAGCCUGUGAGGCAGAGGAUAGCCAAAUGCUUGAAUGCAAGGGAAAUGAGAUAAACAAAACUCAGGAUGAUGAGGAAAUGGAAGCAUUUUAUGCUUCUUUAGAUGCUGAGAUCUUUGUUCCAUUACCUUCAAAAGAUAUCACAUCUAUUUCUGAAUUGAAAACUGAUAUCAAACCAAGUGAAGGAAUCCAAAAAGCAUGGAAGACAUUUCAAGAAUUUCUCACCAAAGAUUUUUCUGAAAUGUUGGAGCCUAAAAAUUAUAGUACCAUGAAAGCUACAUUGGAUUGCCUCUCUGGAUUAUCUGCAGAUGAUGGAGUGUCAAUAGAAAUGAGAUCAGUGAUAAUAGAAGUUUCAAGAGAAUUUACUCAUUGGAGUUGCGAUUAUAGCAAUGCAAGCAAGAAAAUGAAGAUUACCGAAGCCAGCGUGUUGAAAAUGCAUGAAACAACUGAAAGUCUUGAAGCUAACAAGAGCCAUUUCAAGGAGGUGAUGACCAUGAAAAAUGAGCUGCACAGCCAAUUGGCCUAUUUGGAGGAGAGAAAGAAAGAGCUGGAGGAUCAAAUCAACGCCAUUAAAUCUGAUAUCAGGGCUUUCGAAUCAGCUGAGAAAAUGGUUACUAAGAGAAAGAGAGAAAUUUUUGAGGAAGGAAAGCUUCUCCUAGCUCAAAGAGAUGAGUUGAGAGAACAAUUGCCACGCUUGAGAGAUGACUGGGCACUGGCCAAGGAGAUCCACGCAAAUAUCAGUACCGAAUGGUCAAAACUUGGAGAGAAAAUAAACAACAAAAGCGUAUAUAGGUGUUUUUGAGUGAAAUAUGGUCUGUUAUGUAAGAGGAAGUACUAGGAAUAGAAAUAAAUUAUUGAACACAUGAUGUCAAGUUCACUCCAACUUUGAAGAGUAAAUGUAGAAUAUGUUUGUUCAAUGAA
This is a messenger RNA of Neltuma alba, 4178 nucleotides long. Its product is annotated as TMV resistance protein N-like. The record is from RefSeq and is a predicted model, not a curated record. Gene Ontology annotation, molecular function: ADP binding. Gene Ontology annotation, biological process: signal transduction; defense response. The transcript has 5 exons. Lineage: Eukaryota; Viridiplantae; Streptophyta; Magnoliopsida; Fabales; Fabaceae. Bases 16 to 4059 code for a protein of 1347 amino acids.